Molecule: messenger RNA, 2065 nt
Organism: Ipomoea triloba (trilobed morning glory)
Lineage: Eukaryota; Viridiplantae; Streptophyta; Magnoliopsida; Solanales; Convolvulaceae
Product: glucan endo-1,3-beta-glucosidase 8-like
Exons: 2
Coding region: 475-2013 (512 amino acids)
Biological process (GO): carbohydrate metabolic process
Cellular component (GO): plasma membrane
Molecular function (GO): hydrolase activity, hydrolyzing O-glycosyl compounds
Source: RefSeq, a predicted model, not a curated record
UAGAGUGAAUUAUACUUUUAUGAAUAGCUCCAGGCUUAUUGAACCAUCAUAAAAGAAAAAUGACAACACACAAAUUGAAACUACUCCAUUUUGUAAGGAGCGGCCCUGUAACUGUUUGAAUGUCUGUUUGGCUAGCGUGAAGCUCCGAACUUGUCUCUAAUCAGAAGUGGAGAAGCUCCGAUUGCAGGUAUAAAAGAGGUAUACAUGCAUACAUGAAUCUUUAAUUUCCGUUUUGGGAAAUUCUACAUAUAUAAUUCUGCAAAUCUGUCAUCAUCUAUACAUUUACACACAAACGCACAAUCGCCUCGCCUCAUAUUCCAAUUCAAUUCAAUUCAAUUCAAUUCAACACAUCCAUAUAUAUAAAGCAUCGUAUGUAUCUGACCUGCAGACAUAAUCUGAGGAAGGAAUUGAAUUGAAUCAUAUAUAUCGUUAACGAGGAGCAUCCAUCUGGAAUUGAAGUAUUGAAGAUCGAAGAUGGAGAUGCGAUCGUGGUGGAUCUGGAAAUGCUAUUUGAUUGUGUUGAUGUUGUUGAGAGGCAGUAAUGGCGUGGAGAGCUUCGUAGGCAUGAACUGGGGCAGAUACGCGACGCAUCAAUUGGUGGCGUCGUCGGCGGUGGAUUUGCUGCUUCAGAACGGGAUUUCUGACGUCAGAAUAUUUGCGCCGCGGCCUAGCGUUUUGGUGGCCCUCGAAGGGAGCUCCAUCGGCGUCACCGUCACCUUGUCCAGAGACUUCAUUCUCAGAGACAAAUUUAUGUCCGAUCUCCAGAACGGUAGCGGCUGGGUAGUUGAACUUAUUCUGCCACCCAUUCAAAGAAAAGUCAACAUUACGACUGUGAUAGUAAUGCAGCAACCAUUCGUGAGUCCAAAAAGCCUUCCUAUUAUAUGGAAUCUGACCGAUGUGUUCAAAGAAACACGGUGGGCCUUGGAUAGUUACAACCUCUCCCACGUCAGGACCACAACCUCCCACUAUAUCGACAUCAUAAAGGUCGCGAAAACGCCGUCGGAUGCCGAAUUCCGUGACGACAUCAAGGACAAGAUGCCGGAGCACUUGGAACAAAUCGCCAAAACCAAUUCCUUCUUCACCCUCGACAUGUACCCGCUAACCGCCACCGAGACCUAUAAAUGGCCCGUGGAGUUUGGAUUCAUGGACAACAAAUCCAACUUCACUAUCGUGGACGGCAAGUAUACAUAUAGGAACGCGUUCGCGUUCCUGUACGACUCGCUGGUGGUGGCGAUUGAGAAGGCGGGGUACCCGGACAUGGAGAUCGUGGUGGGGCAGAUCGGGUGGCCCACCGACGGCAACAAGGACGCCACGCCGGAAAACGCCUCCAGGUUUUACAAGGGGUUUAUCCCGCACAUAGUGAACAAGAAAGGGACUCCUCGCCGCCCCAAUAAAAACAUAGAUGCCUAUCUCUACACUCUCAGCGACGAGAAUAAAAUUAGUCUCCCCGCGUACGGGCCCUACAUCCGCCACUACGGGAUCUACGAGUACGACGGGACCCCCAAAUUCGAGAUCGACUUCUCGGGGAAAGGCCGGAAAGUGAUUCCCCCCGCGGCUAAGGGGACCGUGAAGUUGCCUCUCCGGUGGUGCGUUUUCAACGGCAAUUUAAGCAACCCGAAGUACGCGGAGGAUCACAUGCAAUUCGCGUGCAAUGUCUCGGACUGCUCGUCCCUACAGCCCGGCGGGUCGUGUAGCAAGCUCAACUUCACUUCUCGCGUCUCCUACGCCUUCAACGCCUUCUAUCAACUGGGAACGCAAGACAAGCUGGAAUGCGGCGGGUAUAGUGGGAUGGGUGUCAUCACCAUGGCUAAUCCCUCCGUCGGCGGUUGUAAAUUCCCGGUCCAAAUUUUGACGGCGGAGGCGGUGGAUGACGGCCGCCAAUUGUUUUACAAUAAUAUAGAUUACGCUAGAGAUAGUGGUACUACUAGCAGUGCCGCCCCAUUCAACCUCUCUUUAUCACUCUCUAUUGCUCUCCUGUUCUUUGUAACCAUUCUGCUUGCUGUCAACAGAUGAUACAUGAUGAUGAAAUUUCUCCACUUUUGUUCAAUUAUUAAUUUCCCUACUA